UUGGCCUUUAUUUCAGCAAACGGCGUUUAUUACACAGCAGCUGAGCUACAGCAGCAGUAGCUGUGGCCGGAGUCCGCCUCUCCGUGUGUCUCCGCCGGGGAACGUCCACCGACACCACCGACACCACCACCCCGGGCCCGCUGCAUCUCUUCCUCUGCCACAGCCCGGUGGUCAGCGGAGUCAUGGCGGAGAGCGGCUCGGUCACGGAGUUCUCCGGCUCUCUGCCGAACUCCAGCCUACCACCUCCGAGGACACGGAUCUUCAAGAUCAUAGUCAUCGGAGACUCGGGGGUCGGGAAGACGUGUCUCACCUACCGCUUCUGCGCCGGCAAGUUCCCCGAGAAAACCGAGGCCACAAUCGGCGUAGACUUCAGGGAGAGGCUGGUGGACAUAGAUGGAGAGAAUAUCAAGAUUCAGCUGUGGGACACUGCGGGACAGAAGUCCAUGGUUCAGCACUACUACCGUAACGUGCACGCCGUCGUCUUCGUCUACGAUGUCACCAACGCCGCCAGCUUCCACAGUCUCCCUGCUUGGAUCGAGGAGUGCAGGCAGCACGCUCUGGGUACGGAGGUGCCGAGGAUCUUGGUUGGAAACAAGUGCGAUCUCCAAGACUCCGUCCAGGUGGGCACAGACGUGGCUCAGCAGUUCGCGGACACCCACUCCAUGCCCCUGUUUGAGACCUCUGCCAAAAACCCAAACAGCCAAGGAGACGCGAGCAGCGGAAACAGUGACCACGUAGAAGCCAUUUUUAUGACGGUGGCCCACAAGCUGAAGUCUCAGAAGCCUCUGGUGCUGAGCCAGCCACCGGGGGCACCCAUCAGUCUGAGCAGGGCCGCCAAUGACGGCGGCGGUGCGGCCCGGGGCUGGGGCUGCAGCAGCUGCUGAGGAGAGAACAGGGAGGGACGGAAGGAACCACGGAUUGGAUGAAGGGAACGGUUCCUCCUCCUCAACUGUAGGGGGCCUCGGAGAGUUGUUUCAAAUGGAACCCUCCUCCUCCUCAGAUAAGAAGAACUUCAGCGGCCGCUCUUCUCACGUUUCCCCUUUUUACUGCAUGUGAACGUCAU
Messenger RNA from Cynoglossus semilaevis (tongue sole), 1063 nucleotides. It is a transcript of the gene rab33ba, whose product is annotated as RAB33B, member RAS oncogene family a. The transcript has 2 exons. Bases 183 to 884 code for a protein of 233 amino acids. Gene Ontology annotation, biological process: Rab protein signal transduction. NCBI's taxonomy places the organism in Eukaryota, Metazoa, Chordata, Actinopteri, Pleuronectiformes, Cynoglossidae. Gene Ontology annotation, molecular function: GTP binding; GTPase activity. The record is from RefSeq and is a predicted model, not a curated record.